CAACAACAACCGAAAAUAGAGUAAAGCAAAAGCCAAUCAACCCAAAGAGAUCACUUCCCACCAGAUUAGAUACAUACAUGCACAGAUUAUAGAUUUAGAAAGAGAAACAAAGAAGAAACCAAUCUAGAGAGAGACACAAGCGAUUUGCUUCAUAUUAAGAUUGAUAUUUCAAGGAGUUAAAGAAAGUUUGAAGUGUAACUUGUAAUAUAUAAAUGGGUUCCAUAUCAGAACCAGCCCAUGAGUCAACUACAAGAAGCACAAAACCUCCAGGAAUCAAAUAUGUAGAAUGCACAAAGAAAUCAAACAUUUCAUUCAAAUCCCAUCAAGCAAUUGUGCUAAUUGUCACAUUUCUAGCUUAUGCAAGCUACCAUGCUACUCGAAAAACGACUAGUAUCAUCAAAAGCGCGCUUGAUCCUCAAUCGCCUGACGAAACCUUGCAAUCGGUCUCAUUUUUGCGAAGAUCGAACGCACUUUCGUGGGUUCUUGGAAACGGUUGGGCUCCGUUUAAUGGAUCGAAUGGGACGGUAUUGCUCGGGGAUCUUGAUUUGGCGUUCUUGUUUGUUUACGCGGUUGGCAUGUUCUUUUCGGGACAUAUUGGGGAUAGAAUGAAUUUAAGGAUCUUUUUAACGAUCGGGAUGGUUGGAACGGGUUUGUUUACUUCGUUAUUCGGGCUCGGAUACUGGGCAAACAUUCAUAUGUUUUACUACUACUUGGUAGUUCAAAUGGCAGCCGGGUUGUUUCAAUCGACCGGGUGGCCUUCUGUGGUCGCGGUUGUCGGGAAUUGGUUCGGAAAGAGUAAGAGAGGGCUUAUAAUGGGUAUAUGGAACGCCCACACGUCGGUUGGAAACAUUUCGGGCUCGUUGAUCGCUGCGUAUUUCUUGAAAUACGGGUGGGGUUGGUCCAUGGUGGUUCCGGGUUUGAUGAUUGCGGUUGUUGGAGUCAUUGUUUUCAUGUUCUUACCGGUUGAUCCUGAAUCGGUAGGGGUUGAUAGAGACGAAGAUGAUACCGAAUCGCCUAAAAAGGGAUUAACCGAGCAUCUAUUGACCCCGAAGACCGACACCGAGAAAGGGUCACCUGUCGGGUUUCUCGAAGCUUGGAGAAUACCCGGGGUUGCGCCGUUUGCGUUUUGCCUCUUUUUCGCGAAGUUGGUUGCUUAUACGUUCCUUUAUUGGCUCCCGUUUUACAUUAGUCACACAGCUAUAAGUGGGCAAUACUUAUCAAGCACGGCCGCCGGGAACUUAUCGACAUUGUUUGAUGUCGGGGGUGUAGUGGGAGGAAUCCUAGCCGGUCAUAUAUCUGACCGGCUAAACGCUCGUGCCAUUACAGCAGCGAGCUUCACGUAUUGUGCGAUACCAGCACUAUACCUAUACCGGAGUUACGGGCAUAUAUCCAUGCCAGUAAACAUCAUUCUUAUGCUUGUUAUCGGUAUGUUUGUUAACGGGCCGUACGCUCUAAUAACAACCGCGGUUUCAGCCGAUCUCGGGACCCACAAGUCUUUAAAAGGCAACUCGAAAGCACUUGCAACAGUCACCGCGAUCAUUGAUGGAACCGGUUCUAUCGGUGCUGCGAUUGGGCCCGUGUUAACCGGUUACAUUUCGACCCAAAGUUGGAGUGCGGUUUUCACCAUGCUUAUGGGUUCGGCUUUUGUGGCCGGGUUGUUUUUGACUAAACUGGUCGUGGCGGAGGUAACCGAGAAGUAUCAAGAUUUACGAAGGGGUUCGAGUGGCGACACGCAUCGAUCUAGUGCGGUUGAAGAAGUGUGAUUAGUCGUAAAUAACGAUUGUGAAAAUUGAGAUUUUGUUUAAAGGAGAUGUAAAAUGGACUUGUAUAAUACAACUGUUUCUCCUAGAUUUUAUGUAAAAGGGGAGGAUAUGAUCGGUGUUAAGGCUUGUAUAUGUAACAAUAAUGAAUACCGGACCGGUUAUUGAAUCAACCAUUUAGUUUGAUAUGGUAUUUGAACCGUUAUAAACUGAGUACUCAUUUUUCUUGA
Molecule: messenger RNA, 1990 nt
Organism: Helianthus annuus (common sunflower)
Lineage: Eukaryota; Viridiplantae; Streptophyta; Magnoliopsida; Asterales; Asteraceae
Product: putative glycerol-3-phosphate transporter 1
Exons: 3
Coding region: 213-1763 (516 amino acids)
Biological process (GO): transmembrane transport; phosphate ion homeostasis
Cellular component (GO): membrane
Molecular function (GO): glucose 6-phosphate:phosphate antiporter activity
Source: RefSeq, a predicted model, not a curated record